Molecule: messenger RNA, 2468 nt
Organism: Melanotaenia boesemani (Boeseman's rainbowfish)
Lineage: Eukaryota; Metazoa; Chordata; Actinopteri; Atheriniformes; Melanotaeniidae
Gene: necab3
Product: N-terminal EF-hand calcium binding protein 3
Exons: 13
Coding region: 175-1260 (361 amino acids)
Biological process (GO): regulation of amyloid precursor protein biosynthetic process
Cellular component (GO): Golgi cis cisterna; cytoplasm; endoplasmic reticulum
Molecular function (GO): calcium ion binding
Source: RefSeq, a predicted model, not a curated record
AAAGUUGCUGAGUCUCUGAGUCCCCGCCUGCCUGCCUCCACUUGACACCUCUCACACCCGCAGCAGCCUGCCUUCCUUCAGCAACACCACCUCCACCUUCACUCCAGACCUCUGAGACUAUCGCAGUUUGAAGCUUUCCGUCCGAUCAAAGUGUGUGUUUGACGCGUUUAAAAGAUGCUGGCUUGUACAGAGAUGAUCACAAUGUGCCUGCAGUCGGCCAAACAGAAGCAUCUUCUGGCUCAGCAGCAACAACAGCCGCUAAAAACCACCGGACAGGGGCUUCCUAUCUUUCACGAUAUUUUCCGCAGAGCAGACAAAAACGAUGAUGGCAAGUUGUCAUUUGAUGAGUUUAAUGCUUACUUUGCUGAUGGGAUCCUGACUACUGAGGAGCUACAGGAGCUUUUCUACUCUAUAGAUGGCCGGCAGAACAACAAUCUGGACACUGACAAGCUAUCAGAUUACUUUUCUCAGCACCUUGGAGAGUAUCUCAAUGUUCUUUCAGCUCUGGAAAGCCUGAAUGUUGCCAUUUUAAAGGCAAUGGAUAAAACUAAAGAGGAGUAUCAAGAUGCCAGUGUGCUGGGCCAGUUUGUCACCAGGUUCAUGCUAAGAGAGACUUCCAGUCAGUUACUGUCUCUGCAGAGGUCCCUUCAAUGUGCCACGGAGGCUGUUGAAGAACAAAGCAGUCCUGCUCCGGGGGAGGUAAAGGCACCAGAGCUGACAGCAGUGCAAAGAAAUGGCAGGCGGUGUGGUCGCAGGGUUCACAACAACCUGUGCAUGUCCACAUCAGAUAACUGCGUUGGCACCCUGACCACAGGUGUCAACAUGGAAAAUGGAGAAAACUGGUGUUCUCAAAUCAACAGGCUGCAGCAACUCCUGGAUAAACUGGAGUGUCAGAGUCCCAAGCUGGAACCACUCAAGGAGGACACACUGGCCAGCACAUACAAGUCUAACAUCCUGCUGGUUCAGAGACAGAUGUCGGUGAUUGAUGACGAUCUGGACAACUUCCGCAAAGUUCUGAAGAGCUACAUCGAUGCCACCUCAGCCCACUCUGACAACCUGCAUGUGUCUGUUCAGAAGCUCCCGGGAAAGUCGUGUUACAUAAUGUAUGAGUUUUGGCAAGACCGCAUCUCCUGGAUGAGCUACCUUCAGUCCAACAGCAGCAAAGAUUUCCAGCGCUGCGUCAUUGACAUGUUAGAGGAUGCUGAAGUAGUUUCUACUAUGUUGCUCCCAGCUUCCUGGUGGAUUAUGACUAAUAACUGAAUCCAGAAUGUCACAUCCACUGCCUACACUGUCACACGGACAAAGACACAUCGGAGCAUCAACCCACCUACCCACACACACUCAAACAGGCACACACACACAGAAGAAUUCAAGAGGUAUCCAUGUGUUUAAAAGCAACAGAGGACAAUGGUGUCAUCCAGCUUGCGCCAGCUGUAUCUUCUGAUGUUCCUGUCUUUGACUGCUCAUUAUUGUGCUGCUUAUAUAAAAAGACAUAGUUGGCAUAGCUGCAUCCUGUCUGUAGACUUGAAAAUAACUGAUUCUCUGCAAUGCAAAAGCAGUUCUAUGAAUAUUCUAAACCUUGUCUUUGACUUGUGUUAUGGCUGCUUUUCUCUUGCAGUGCUUGUCUGGUAUUAAGCCACAUCAGAACAGCCAAAAACACAGUAAAAUAGGCUAUUAGAGCAAAAUUGUUUGGAAUGAAAACCAUCAUGCUGGUAGUGUUUUGUUUAUGGUGAGUUGUUUGCCAUUUAAUACAAUAAAUUAUGAUGACUAAAGCAGAGUGGAUGAGGACAAGGUUUUACUGCAUCAUGAAAAUGCAUGCUGAAGUGGACACAUCUCUGCUGUAUAUGCUGUAUUAUACUGUACUCACUGUUUCUUUCAUUGAGCUCUACCUGUCGUGCACAGAAUUCCCAAAAGUCUACACUAAUGCUUGGGCAUCUAUAUCUAUUGCUAGAUAUACUAGUGGUCAGUUCUUAGUUACAUCGCUUCGAUUGUCUAUGUAAGACACCUUCUCAGUCUUCAAUGUAAAAAUAUUUUUGAGACCAAGUGUAUGUCAGAGAAUUAAUAACUGGAGAGGUAAUUUUAAUGUAUCAAUAAGUUAAAGAGAAAACUAUGUGUAACGCAUUUAUUUUGAUCAUAGUGAGGUUAAUUUCAUCUGUACAUAUAUAACUUAAAUUGUAAUUAAUUUCUGUUGUGUUUUGAUUUGGUAAUCUAUACCAGGGAUCCCAAACUUCAGUCCUCGAGGCCUACAGACUUUCAAUGUUUCCCUGCUUCAACAUACCUGACUCAAAUGAAUGGCUCAGUAGCAGACUUUUGCAGAACUUGUCAUAGAUCCAUUUUAUUUGAAUCAGAUUUGUUGCAGGGAAACAUCCAAUACCUGCAAGAUAGUAGGCCUUGAGGACCAGGGUUGGGGUUCACUGAUCUAUACCACCAAAAUGAGUGAAAAGAAACUAAUAAAAUUCUUAAAGAUU